CUUAAUUAUAUUAUCUAAAAUUAUCUUUAUCGAUAUAUCACUUGAGAACAGAUAUAAGUGUAUCUGAUUUCUGGAAAAAAAAAAUCUAGUCCGAAAGAAUUUUGUGAAGAAUCACAUUCCUGCUACUAAAAAUGAAGAAACACGAAUAUUCAGUUAUCAUCAAAAUACUACUUAUUUCUGUUGGCAAUCUCGUGACAGGCGCUCCGACAGAUGGUCUCAAAAUAUUCGGUGGGCAAGACGCGGCUCCUGGUCAAUUCCCCUACAUGGUCUCCAUUCAAAAUUGCAGGGAAUCGACCUGCAAACACGAAUGCGGCGGGUCGGUCCUGGCGCCAUCUUGGAUCAUCACCGCCGGCCAUUGCGCCUGCGAGGGGCCGCAAUGUCAGGUAGUGGCUGGCAUCCUGAACAUGUCGGAGACGAGCGAAUGGCGGCAAACCGUGGAGGUUGAGAAGGCCCACGUCCACGAGAAAUACUUGAAUUUCCUCGAUGCAUAUGACAUCUCCCUUCUCCAAUUGAAAGAACCGCUGACGUAUAAUGACAGGGUCCAGCCGAUACCUCUUCCCAAGUCCAACUGGAGUUAUUCCGGUGAAGCUGUGGUGUCAGGGUGGGGACGAAUCAAUGGAAACUAUGAUGCUAACAUUCCCGAUACUCUGCAGUUCCAAAAAUCUACUGUUCCCAAAAACGACGAAUGCAUGGACCUCAUCGCAGCCAGAAUGCACGGCCAAACAAACCCCUUCGACGUGACCAGAAACGUGUGCACCGACAACGCCGUACCGGACCGCGGCAUUUGCUCCGGAGACUCCGGGAGCCCCCUCGUCGCCGAGGGAGUUGUCAUCGGAUUGGCCUCGUGGGCAUUCACUCCCUGCGGACAGGCCAAAGCGCCAUCUGCCUUCACCAGAGUCAGUUACUUCGUCGAUUGGAUACACGAUCACAUGAACUCGACUGACUCAACCAUGUACUAGAUUCAUUAAAUACAACAUUUCUGAAGGUCACUUCCUUUUUUCAUGUCGAAACCAUCACACUUAAGUCCCGCCCAUUUGACUC
This is a messenger RNA of Phaedon cochleariae (mustard beetle), 1041 nucleotides long. The record is from the annotation of a GenBank genome assembly. Lineage: Eukaryota; Metazoa; Arthropoda; Insecta; Coleoptera; Chrysomelidae.